Messenger RNA from Trifolium pratense (red clover), 3193 nucleotides. RefSeq lists its product as uncharacterized. The record is from RefSeq and is a predicted model, not a curated record. The coding region runs from base 1 to 3174 and encodes 1057 amino acids. The transcript is spliced from 6 exons. Lineage: Eukaryota; Viridiplantae; Streptophyta; Magnoliopsida; Fabales; Fabaceae.
AUGUCUGAAUCAUCGCAAACAACAAAGUCUGCACGUUCUACUCGAUCAAAGGCAAAGAUCGAAUCUGCUCUAAUCAUCAAGGAUGUUGUACCGGUUACAACUGUUCGUGCUUUCAAACCCAAAGUUCAAUCAAAAGAAGGAACUGGAACUGCUGAUGAGGGUAUCUCUGAAGAUGAAGAGGACACUCAGUCUGAAGAAAGCAACCAGUCAAUACCCACAGAAGAACCAGAGAUUGAAGCUGACAAAUCUGCAGAAGUUGAGAAGGAAAAAGAAAAGGAUCAUUAUGAUCCGUUUAAUGAGAUGGACAAUAUGAUAACUAAUGCCCUUGGGUUUAAUACGCCGAUUUAUGUGCCAAAUGAUGUCGACGACCCUGCUGAUGAUGAAUAUGACGCUGAUGUUAACGUCGAGAGACCAAAUGAGGAAGCCCAGCGAUUUUUUGAUCUUUUGAAAGAGACAAAUACACCGUUGUGUGAAGGCUCUCGAGACUCAAAGUUAACGGUGUGUAUUAGACUUUUGGGUAUCAAGUCUGAAUGUCUUGUUUCAGAAUACACCAUGGACUUGACAACAAAACUGAUGUUGGAUAUAACAAUAGACCGUCCUCUUGAUUUGCCAAAAAAUUAUUACGAAGCAAGACAAUUGGUUGCAAAGUUAGGACUCGGAGCGAAGAGAAUUGACUGUUGUGUUAACGGGUGUAUGUUGUACUAUAGCAACGAAUUUGGUGUAGAUGACGGUGCAUUACUUGAAUGUAAAUUUUGUCAAGAACCAAGAUAUCGUGUAACAAGAAAUUCACGGUCAGUCAGAAGGAAGCCAAUCCCAAGAAAGGCGAUGUUCUAUUUACCCAUAAUACCAAGGUUGCAAAGGUUGUAUGCAUCGAUGCAAACAGCCAGUAAAAUGACAUGGCAUCGUGAAAACUAUGAAAGGAGAAAAAUGUCAGAUGGAUUUACACCAUAUACUCAAGUAUCAGCCACUCCAUAUUCAUGUUGGCCUGUUCUGGUUACCCCGUACAAUCUUCCUCCUGAUAUGUGCAUGUCAAAACCUUACAUGUUUUUAGCCGCUGUAAUACCAGGCCCAUCUAGUCCAACUGUUGGUAUUGAUAUCUAUUUACAACCUUUGAUUGAUGAUUUGAAGAGAUUGUGGAACGGUGUUGCGACGUAUGAUAUCAACCAAAAACGAAAUUUCAAUAUGAGAGGAGCUUUGAUGUGGACCAUUAAUGAUUUUCCUGCAUAUGGGAUGUUGUCUGGAUGGGGGACACAUGGUAAACUAGGAUGUCCUAUUUGCAUGAUGGACACCAAAGCGUUUUGGUUAGAAAACGGUGGGAAGGCUACUUGGUUUGACUGUCAUCGUCGGUUCUUGCCUACUGAUCAUCCGUUUAGAAGAAAUAAAAAUGCUUUUGUUCAUGGUGACACCGAGACUCGUGAUCCACCAGAUUAUUUGACAUCCCGACAAGUCUGGAACAAAGUGAAAGAUAUUCCAAAGGUUGAGGUUGUAGGUGGUGUUGCAUCUAAACCGCGUGGUUAUGGACAAACACACAACUGGACAAAAAGAAGAAAAACGAAAGAUAAUGACAACGCGAGGAGAGACAUAGGGUUGUAUUGCAAACGUAACGAACUGUUGUUGGUGGAGACAUCUAACGGCAAACUUCUUAAACCUCGUGCAAACUAUACUUUAUCUCCUGAAGAAGCAAAAUCUGUUUGUCGAUGGGUAAAAGAAGUGAAGAUGCCGGACGGUUAUUCGUCGAAUUUGGCGAGAUGCGCUGAUGUUGACCAUGGAAGGAUGCGUGGGAUGAAAAGUCAUGAUUGUCAUGUUUUUUUCCAGACUUUACUUCCGAUUGCAUUUAGUUCUUUACCCCAACAUGUAUUGAAUCCGCUUAUUGAAAUCAGUCAAUUUUUCAAGAAUUUGUGUUCGACAACGCUAAGAGAGGCUGAUCUCAUCAAGAUGGAAAAUGACAUUCCACUGAUCUUGUGUAAGUUGGAGAGAAUAUUUCCUCCUGCCUUGUUUGAUUCUAUGGAGCAUGUUGUGGUGCAUCUUGCAUACGAGGCUAGGCUUGGUGGGCCGGUUCAAUAUAGAUGGAUGUACCCGUUCGAAAGGUUCAUGGGUUAUGCAAAACGUGCCGUGAAAAACAAAGCUAGGGUCGAAGGCUCAAUUUGUGCAACAUACUUACACCGCGAAACAAUUUACUUUUGUUCGCAUUACUUCAAAGACACGUUGUCAUCAAGCCAUAUUCGCAAUGAAACUGAAACAUCUCGGCCUGUGAGAAUUCACCCAUUAAACAUGUCAAUAUUCAACUUGCGUGGUCGUAAUGGUGGUGGUGAGAAAGUGUUGUAUCCUGGUGACAAAGUUCUCUAUUCGGCGCAUGUUCACUUGCUGAUUAAUUGCAAUGAAGUCGAGCCAUAUUUACAGAUGUUUUUAACACAACAUACUUCUGCUCAAAUCAAUUCGCAAUUUCCAGCAUGGUUCAAAGAAUACAUGUACCAACAAACACCCGCAACUCGUGUCAUACAACACUUGAGAAACUUAUCUGAUGGCCCAAAGUCAACCGUUAAACAAUGGCACACCUACUUUGUCAAUGGUUACAGAUUUGAGACACACAGUUGGAGUGAAGGAAAAACAACAGUAAACAGUGGAGUGUGUAUGAAAGGUGUGACUGAAAAUGGUGAAGGAGAUUUUUACGGUGUCAUUGAGAACAUAUUUGAAAUCGAAUACAAUUACCUUGAUUACAAGAAAACAGUCGUGUUGUUUUACUGUAAAUGGUUUGAUCCUUCAAAUAGAGGUACCAGAUAUGAUUCAAAGACUAAUACCGUGGACAUAAAAAUGAACAAACAUUAUCCAUUGUAUGAUCCGUUUGCUAUGGCUCAUAACGUCAGACAAGUUCACUAUGUCCCUUAUCCAUCGACUACAAGGGAUAAGCGAGGUUGGUGUGCCGCAAUAACAUCAAAACCAAGGGGUCUGAUUGAAAAAAAUGAGAUAGAUGAACGUGAAGAUGAACCAUAUCAGGAAGAUGAGAUGUCCAAUGUUGAUGAUGUCAUUGCAGUUGAAACUUUUAAUCAACUUUGUGUACAAGAAGAAGCCGAAGAAGUACCUUCUGAUGGUGAUAUUGAUGAAGAGGACGUCGAAGCUAAUGGUGAUGAUGAAGGCAGUGAUGAUGAAGAUGUAUCAGAUUGGGAUGACAAUUAAUUUUAUAAUAUAGUUAUCC